Messenger RNA from Mercenaria mercenaria, 2057 nucleotides. RefSeq names its product BUD13 homolog. Bases 12 to 1523 code for a protein of 503 amino acids. Gene Ontology annotation, cellular component: RES complex; U2-type spliceosomal complex. The transcript has 6 exons. NCBI's taxonomy places the organism in Eukaryota, Metazoa, Mollusca, Bivalvia, Venerida, Veneridae. The record is from RefSeq and is a predicted model, not a curated record. Gene Ontology annotation, molecular function: RNA binding. Gene Ontology annotation, biological process: mRNA splicing, via spliceosome.
CACAAAAGAAAAUGGCAGCCUCCAGUAAGGAAGAAUAUUUGAAGAAAUAUCUUUCUGUCAACGCCGAAGAAAAGAAGAAGAAGAAAAAGAAAAAAACUGGUGUAGCUCCUGCAAAAGUUGGCAGGUCAAGAAUUGUGGAUGAUGAUGUUGACUUUAAAAGCCUCCUACCUGAGAACUUAGCAAACACACUGGAGGAAGAUGUUGGGGAUAAUGAGCCAGUUAUUGCUGACUUUGUUGAUGAGCGACCGGAACAUGUCAAGCUGUUAGAAAAAUACAGACAAUCAGGAGCUUGGAAAUUUCUUGGGAAAGAUGAUGAAAAUAAUGAAAAUGCGCAGAGACAUGAUUCAGAUUCUGACCAAUCACCAGGAAGGAGACAAAGACAUGAUUCAAUCUCUGACCAAUCACCACCAAGGAGACAAAGACAUGAUUCAGAUUCUGACCAAUCACCACCAAGGAGACAAAGACAUGAUUCAGAUUCUGACCAAUCACCACAAAGGAGACAAAGGCAUGAUUCAGAUUCUGACCAAUCACCACCUAGGAAACAUAAAAAUAACUCUGAUUCUGAUAAGUUAUCAAGCAAAAGGAAAAGGAAUAGGAGUAAAUCUCCAUCAAACAGUAGUUCAAAAAUGUCCAAUUAUAAAUCAAAUUUAAGAACUGAUAGUGACCAGUCACCUCCAAGGAGGCGGAGACAUGAUUCUGAUAAUGACCAGUCACCUCCAAGGAGGGGGAGGCAUCAUUCUGAUAGUGACCAAUCACCUCCAAGGAGGGGGAGACAUGAUUCUGAUAGUGAUCAGUCACCUCCUAGAAGAAAAAGAAAUCAGUCAGAUUCUGAUCAGUCUCCACCAAGGCGUCCAGCAUCAUCUAAAAAUAAAUCCAGAAAAGAAAGUGCAAUAAACUCUAAGACUGAUAAAACUCUUUCUGGGAAAAGGGCAGGUUUGUCCUCAGCUCAGGAAAUGAGGAAAGAAGCAGAAGAGUUAAAAAGAAAAGAAGAUGCCAAAUUUAAACAGAUAUCAGAUGAAAGGUUGGGAAAAGAUGCUGCAACUGUGUUCAGAGAUAAAUCUGGGAGAAAAAGAAAUUUGGCCGAAGAAAAAUUGAAAGAAUCAGAAGAGGCAAAGAAAAAGGCUAAAGCAGAUGAAAAAUUCCAGAAGUGGGGAAAGGGACUUAAGCAGAUAGAGGAACAAACAAAGCAGGUUGAGGAUGCUUUACACGAGGCAAAUAAACCACUGGCUCGUUAUAAAGAUGACAAUGAUCUUGAUGAGAUGUUACGUAACAUGGACAGGGCUGAGGACCCCAUGCUGGCUUUUAUUACAAAGAAAAAGAGCAAAAAUGCUGGGCCUGCAAAGAAAGAGAAGCCAAAAAUUUCUGGUCGACCUCCUCCACCAAACAGAUUUGGCAUCAUGCCAGGUUACCGCUGGGACGGUGUUGAUCGGUCAAAUGGUUUUGAAAAACAAGUAUACGCAAAACAAGCAGAGAGAAAAGCAGUGUCUGAACAAGCUUACAAAUGGAGUGUUGAAGAUAUGUGAUGACAUCAACAUUUAGACCUUGAGUCAUCGAUUUCCAAUUUCUAGUUACUGUAAGGUGGAAAAUGAUGAUACCAUAUUUGGAAAGGUAUCAAGUUAUUGGCAUAUAGCCUCAAAGACGAGCAGAACUUGGCCAAAUUGUCAUUAUCUUUGAGAAAGUGUGUCACUGAGUGAAAAAUUAUUCGCAGAAGUUUUGUGGAACUGACUGGUGUAAUCAUGUUUGAUGGAACAAGUGCUGGGCUAAUAAUGACGAGCAGUUACAAGGGUUGUGAACUUGUGAGAAUAAUAAUAUGAACAUGGGGAAAUUUCUGCUCUGACAUCAAAACAUACUGUGUAACAGGUUAAUUUUAUUGACGUAAAAGUUGACAGAUAAACUGAUAAUUUGAAUUUAUAUGAAGCCAAAUUUUACCAAUCUAAAUUGGUCGUAAAAAGUGAAACAUUGCAGCAUUUAAAUAGUACAAGUUUUAUUGUUGUAUUUUGUUGAUAUAAUUGUCAUUUACAUCAUCUGAAAGGAAUUAAAAUUUGUAUGUCAUAGUA